AUGGAAGCGCAGCUCGUCUCGCGGCUCAACAACCCAGAUGGUCGUCGAACUGAGGUAGAUCUGCGAUGCAGGUGCGAUUGCCUGAGGCGAUUGCAGCGGUUCUUCGUGGUCUCAGAUUCGGCUGGGAAGCAGACAAAGCAGCGGGACGGCGCUGAAUAUCCGGAGGAGUUGGCGGCUGCAGUUCAAACCGUGGAACCAGUCAAGGCAGAGGGCAGAGGCGGACCACACUUGCAGGUCGAGUGGUCUCCUACUGAGGUGGCAGCAAGUGGUACAGCCGAGAAGAGCGUCCCGGCUCACAGAGGGUGGAACGAUGAUAUUAAGAAGAGUCAAGGUGAUAGUAAUCGCGGUCCCACUUGGGACGCAUCAGAGGCUACAACAGGAGCAAAGACUCUCUCGAUUCAGUUCACGCCCGAGGAUCCACCCCGAGAGUGA
This is a messenger RNA of Penicillium oxalicum, 432 nucleotides long. RefSeq lists its product as uncharacterized. The transcript is spliced from 2 exons. NCBI's taxonomy places the organism in Eukaryota, Fungi, Ascomycota, Eurotiomycetes, Eurotiales, Aspergillaceae. The coding region runs from base 1 to 432 and encodes 143 amino acids. The record is from RefSeq and is a predicted model, not a curated record.